Molecule: messenger RNA, 2801 nt
Organism: Pelodiscus sinensis (Chinese soft-shelled turtle)
Lineage: Eukaryota; Metazoa; Chordata; Testudines; Trionychidae
Source: RefSeq, a predicted model, not a curated record
UUUACCAGGAAAUAGCCAUAUGAGCCGCCGGCGUGUGGUUUCAGUGUUGUAUUUUCCAGUCAUGCCUUCUGAUUGAAGCACAGCUGCAUGUGUGACACAAAGAGGAAGUAGCAGAGACUUGAGCCACAUUCAGGGGAAUUUGUACGCCCAAUAGGUGUUUGUCCUCAAGUUUGCAUAGCAUUCGGGAGUCAAAGCGAGCCGUCUGGCUGGCUGUGGGUGUCACAUGACGAACCAGAAACAUGAAACUCAAAUAUGUGCUCAGACAAGUUUUUAGGUCUGGUAAUAAAUGAGCGUUCUUCUUCUCGCAACGUAGAAACCAGGCAGAGAUAAACCCGUGGGAUUCUAUCUCAGGUUAGCUGCUGGGUCUGCUGAUCACUCCUUGCGGUCCUAGGAAACUAUCUGUUCUCAUUAAAUGACCACUAGUUUACCUGGCACUGUCAAUACGGAACAUGGACAAAUUCAAUAAGAUCACUGAACCAGCUGGUCAGAAGCUAAGGCAACUUCAAAAAAUUGUACACGAUAUCAAGAAAAAUGAAAGUGGAAUAAUGAGCAAGUUCAAAAAGUUCCAAAAUGAACACGUGGCCUUAAUUUGCAAAACUGGGAAAAAUACUUGGGAUCGGCUAAAAAAUAAACCCCCUCCAAGUGUACCGCAAAGGGAUUAUGCUUCAGAACAUGCAGAGGAUGAAGAUGAACAAUGGUCAGAUGAUUUUGACAGCGAUUAUGAAAAUCCAGAUGCCCACUCUGAUUCAGAGAUGUAUGUGGUCCCCAGUGAAGAGAACUGUGAUGACAGUUAUGAGCCCCCUCCGACUGAGCAUGAGAAAAAGAAGAUUCCCUCCUCGUUCACAUUUUCAAGAGGAGACUAUGCAGACAAUCGCACUACCCACCCAGAGCCACUCCCAAGCAGGCCAAGUCAGUCUUUGGUUAAACCCCAGAAGCCAUCUAAACCAUCUUUGCCAUCGUCAUCUGCCACUCUGAAACCAAAAACGCCACUUAAGACCAAAGCGUUCAAUGCGGAUGAGGAUGAUUAUAUUGUGCCUGUGGAUGAUGACGAUAACUACAUUGAACCUACAGAAGGCAGUUCUUCUCAACGUACAAAACCUCCUGUAAACAGAUCUGUCAAGCCAACAAAGCCAGUUCUUCCUAGCUCUGCCAGGACUGCUCCUGUACCUGUGUCUGCUUCUGUGCUAGACGUCUAUGAAGUUCCAGAGGAAGAGGAAAAACCAUCACCACCAACAAGCAGGAUCACUAAACUACUUCCUCCCAAACCUGCUCAGAAUACAGGAAGACAGUCUCACAUACAGAGCACAGCCAAAGAAUCUCCUAAACCAGACACUUCCAGAAAUAUUUUGCCUCUUCCCAGAAACCAUCCUCAGCAAAAAACAUUUCAGGAGACCAAUAGGAACGAAGCACAUGAUAAUGAUGAAAAUCACAGCAGCAGUGGAGCUCAGGAAUCCAAAUUUCCCUCUUCUGGUACUACUCCAUCACCAUUACCCAGGGCAUUAAAAAAGACACCUCAUCCAGUAAAACCACCAAAACCAAGUGUACCACACAAAGACAAUUUAAGUAUUACUGAAGAGAAACCCACAGCAGCUGAACGGCGACGAGGUUCCAGCCAAGAGCUCCCCCUUCCACCCCUACCAGCUGCAGUGCAAAUGCCAUCACUUCAAAAGCCACCACCCUUACCCAAACCACUAGACGUUGCAAACCGUACAAUGGGCACUUUUCCACGCAGCAGCAUUUCAUCUAGUUUGGAUACUACAGACCAGGAUGCUGGUGUUCAUGAUAAAUCAUGGUAUGCAGCUUGUUGUGAUCGAAAAACUGCAGAAGAUGCAUUAUACAAAUCAAAUAAGGAUGGAUCUUUUCUGAUAAGGAAGAGUUCUGGUCAGGAUUCAAAGCAACCAUACACGCUAGUUGUGUUUUACAACAAAAAAGUUUAUAAUAUCCCUGUACGAUUCAUUGAAUCAACUAAACGAUUUGCACUGGGCAGAGAAAAAACUGGCGAGGAGCGCUUUGCAAGUGUUGCUGAAAUAAUAGAGAAUCAUCAGUAUACACCCCUUGUUUUAAUCGACAGUCAAAACAACACCAAAGAUUCCACCAAACUGAAACAUAUUGUUAGAAUUUCCUAAUUAGACUGAACUGGAAUAAGUUAAGAUCUAGAUUUUUGUGUGUAUUUUUUUCAUAACUUUCCAAAGUUUCUGGAUCGAGCAUUCUAAAGGGGAAAAAAUUAAACCCAAACACACUAAGGAUAGUCUCACUAGAAGAUUAUUUGAAAACUUCCACUUAGCAAUGAGAAAUGCAUAUCUGAAGAACAUCAAGUCUACAAUAUCAGAAAAUCGGAAGAAGUUAUUUUUAAAUGCCAUCACCCAAAUCAGGUAGAAGCUGUUCGUUUGUGGCUCCACCAGUCAUAAUGUGGUAAUUCCAAACUGAUGUCAAUAAAAGCUAUGAACCACAGCCCUUUCAUCUAUUGUUCUCUAUUCUAAAGAUGCAUUUUCUGUAGAAUGUUUUCAAGUCAUCUACUACAUCUAAUACAGAUUGCUGUUUUAAAUAAAGUAAUUCCUUUGCAAGAUCCAGAGCUCUUGAAAGUAGAAUGACUAUGAGAUGGACCACUGUGUGCAGCCAACCAAGGAUAUUAUUUUGCACCAUUUCUGGGUUUUUGAGACAUGAAUGGAUUAGCACUGCCUAGAGCUCUACUCGGUCUGAUUCGUGAGGUUUUUUGGUUGUAUUUUUCACGUGCAAAUAAAAUGUAAAAAUAUUGGGAAAUGUAUAAUGUGCAGUAAUAUUACUGGUUGACAUUCACUGUU